Musca domestica (house fly) is the source of this 510-nucleotide messenger RNA. RefSeq names its product larval cuticle protein A2B-like. NCBI's taxonomy places the organism in Eukaryota, Metazoa, Arthropoda, Insecta, Diptera, Muscidae. Bases 1 to 510 code for a protein of 169 amino acids. The transcript has 2 exons. Gene Ontology annotation, cellular component: extracellular matrix. The record is from RefSeq and is a predicted model, not a curated record.
AUGGCAUUCAAGUUCAUUCCCAUCCUGGCAUUUAUUGUUGUUGCCCAAGCAGGAGUUUUACCACAAUAUUAUCGCUCCGAACCAACACCCCAAGUAUAUCAUCCAGUUGCAGUACCCAGCGCUGUUGUCAAAGCAGUUGCCCCUGUGGCAUAUGCCCAUGCCAAACCCGUAUUGGUGAAACAUGAUGCCCAUUAUGAUGAUCAUCCCCAAUAUAACUAUAACUACGAUAUAAAUGAUGAACAUACCGGAGAUGCCCAUAGCCAAGUAGAAGAACGUGAUGGUGAUAUUGUUCGAGGUGAAUACUCGUUGAACGAUGCUGAUGGUUUCAGACGUGUCGUUCAAUACACCGUUGAUCCCCACAGUGGUUUCAAUGCCGUCGUUAACCGUUAUCCCUUGGACCAUGUCAAGACUGUUGUUAAGAAAGUUACCCCCGUAACUUAUGUUGCCCCUUCGCCAGCAGUUGUUAAGCAAUACCAUGCUGUACCACAAGUCUAUCAUCAACUUCAUUAG